AUCUGUCCAAAUACCCCAGGUCAGCAGAGUUAACUGUUAUGGGAGCCUGGUGCUGUGUUUACCUUUCUUAUCUGUUUCAUAUUUACACCAAAACACUACAGUCAUGCAAAGAGCACACACACAAAGCAAGAAGACGAACAGAAAGAAAAAGCAGCAGACAAAACUGGGUCCAGUACUUGUUUUUCCUGGGAUUUACUAUCUUAUACAGGUAAAGGAUCCUGAAUGCUUCUUCCAUCACUGGACUCUUCUUUCCUUCACCAUAACCAACUCAGCUAUGUCUCAACAGGUGGUCCAGGUCCAGCCGGAGAGUAGGGCUCAGGAAGCAGGUCAAUGGAGUACUGGCCUGUGUGAGUGCUACAAAGACGUAGGAGACUGCUGCUUUGCCCUGUGCUGCCUUCCAGUGUUUACCUGCAAGGUGACCAGUGCAGUGGGCGCGUGUCCCUGCCUGCCUCUGCUGGACUGUAUCGGCUGUGUACCACCGGCAUCCCUCGCCAUGAGGGCGUCCGUCAGGCAACGAUACGGCAUACAGGGGAGUGUGUGGAGCGACUGCUUGUACGGAUGCUGCUGCUAUCCGCUAUCUUGGCUCCAGAUCUCCAGGGAGCUGAAGAGAAGAGCAGCAUCCCACGCCUCCUCCUCCUCCUCUUCAUCAGCCAGAUACACCGCUCUGACCUCCCUGCAGGGGGCGCACUUGGUCUAGACACACGCUGCGCUCCUCUCUCCUGGCCUCCGCUGCCUCCUGCCCUCCAGAGUACAGGAGUAGAUUUAAUCACACUUCCUCUGGUCUGCAGCCACUCCCUGUUACCUCAGAGAAUUCAGCUGGGACACAAUGCGUCCCACAGAGAGGAAAGUUCAGUUUGAACCAAGAUGAAAUGAAAGAAGUAUGAUAAAACUAAUUUAAAUACUUGAGCAGGGCUAUUUUGAGUAACUAAUUAGCAUGUUAUAUUCUUUCACUGGGGGAAAAUAACUGAGUACACUACCUGAGUACACUUUUGAGGUACUUCUACUUCACUUCUUAUUUAUUACUUAUUUAUUAUUUCAUUUAUUUAAUUCUAUGUCACUAACUUUUUUUCGCCUCUACAUGUAUCUGACAUAUGAGAAGUUUUAUAAAUAAUCUGUUGCUAUAGAUUCAAUUAAACAGUGAUUCCCUUUUGCCCUGUGACUCCUUACAACAAACUAGUGUUGGGGCCAUUUAUGGUGUUUAAGAUGUCUAUGAGUUGUCAGAAAAAGGUAAAAAGAAAUUCCAAUAGCCUGAAAAAGUAAAACAGAGUUGUGUAGCAGAACUGUUUCCUUCUUUCCUCUCCUAUGAAUCAUCUCAUGGCCCCUCAGAUUUAUCUUGAUCUAUUGACAGAAAUUGAAUAUAAUAUCCAUAAGUGUGUUUUCAUUAGUGUAUAAUCAGCUGAAAAUAAGAAUCAUUGUGCUUUCAAUGAGCUGUUUUUAUCUACAGAGGGAGCGGGACUUCUUCUAUGGAGGCCGCCAUGUCUCUACAGUAGCCCAGAAAACCAAUUGUGGGACGAGGAAUCAGCUAAACUUGUGUUCUCUCCAAGUGUGAUGUCAGUAAAUAAGAGUAAGGUUAAGAUUACUCAGUAUGCAGCUAGCAGUGAAUCUCUGACUGAAAGUAUUCAAGUCAAGCCAUAGUAUAAAUAGUAUUUAUAUAUAGUAUUUGCGUAGGGCCCCAGGGAGGUAUUGUAGGUAAUCUGUGGAUAAAAAUAACUCAUUCUAAGGCAACAAGAACAUAAUAAUUCCUAUAUUCAUGUGAUUACACACUAAUUAAAACACAAUAUAUUCCAUUUAUGGCAGUGGAGCCUCCUAAAUGCUACACAUUAGGGUCACAAACAGUACACAAAGACUGUAAAGCCUAAAUUUGAAAAUAUAUAAAUUAAGUUUGAUCUUGCCACACGUUUACAAAGACAAAUUCCUGUUUGCAAUUUCCUAAAUAUGAUUAACCCAUUUGUUUGUAACUUGCUAAUCCGUGAACUGUUUAGCUUGAGGUUUUAAGAAGUCAAUUCUGGAAUCUUAUAGCCUCUAAUGUGACAUUAUGACAGAUGGACAUGGACUUAUGGACGUGUUAAUAGUCAGAAGAAAGCAGCAUUUAAAAAAAAAAAAUGUGUUCUCGAAAUUGGUAUUGAAGACAAACAGAUUAAUAAUGACAAGAAUUUAGACAUUAUAUAUGGAAAAAUGCUUCUUUCACUAAGCUGACACUGUAUAUUUUGUAUUCAAAAUCAAAAAUAAAAUUAUAAAUUGAA
Messenger RNA from Dicentrarchus labrax (European seabass), 2243 nucleotides. RefSeq names its product placenta-specific gene 8 protein-like. The coding region runs from base 104 to 697 and encodes 197 amino acids. The record is from RefSeq and is a predicted model, not a curated record. NCBI's taxonomy places the organism in Eukaryota, Metazoa, Chordata, Actinopteri, Moronidae. The transcript is spliced from 5 exons.